Larimichthys crocea (large yellow croaker) is the source of this 1753-nucleotide messenger RNA. Its product is annotated as acyl-coenzyme A thioesterase 4. The transcript has 12 exons. Gene Ontology annotation, biological process: fatty acid metabolic process; acyl-CoA metabolic process. Gene Ontology annotation, molecular function: fatty acyl-CoA hydrolase activity. The coding region runs from base 122 to 1522 and encodes 466 amino acids. NCBI's taxonomy places the organism in Eukaryota, Metazoa, Chordata, Actinopteri, Sciaenidae. The record is from RefSeq and is a predicted model, not a curated record.
CUCCCCUUUCCAUGGAGUCCACUCCCCUUUCCAUGGACUCGUUUCCAGUUCCUCUGGUAAAGUUUGUCCACACAGCUGAACUUUCUCUGCCGUCUCCUCCCGGGUGGACAAAAGCACCAAAAUGGUCAGAGCACAUCUGAGUGUGACAACGUUAAGGAAGCUCAUAGAAAUGAAGAUGAUACCGUGCAUCAGUGUACACAGGAACCUGACGUGUUUGCACCAUGCUUUGGGUGGAAUUCGGUGGAAAAGCAGCUACAGACAAGCCCCCUUACUGACAGCUGCUCCUGCUCGCGGCCUCAUAGAUGAACCGAUCAGCGUUAAAGGACGUUUCCUGCCUCCGCACUGUCCUGUCACAGUGUGUGCACAAAUGCACAGCGAGGACGGUGACCUGUGGGAAGCAUUCGGACAUUAUAACACAACCUCAGAUGGCACUGUCAGCUUGACCAGGGAUCAUUCAGUCGGGGGUUCAUAUUUGGGCUGUGAACCAAUGGGGCUGUUCUGGGGACUGCAGCCAGCACCCGGUGCAAGAAAAGGUUUGAGGCUGAGGAAGAAAAACGUGGAGACUCCAUUCGUUGUGCACGUGUCUUUACUGGAUGGCCACGUUUCACCCAGUGAGCGGCAGAGCACUGAGCUGGCAGCUGUAACCACCGAGCGCUGGUACAUGGCACCAGGCGUGAGGCGAAUAGAGAUCCGUCAGAACGGAGUUGUGGGGACGCUGUUUUUGCCGCCCGGCCCAGGCCCAGUUCCAGCCAUUUUGGACCUGUGGGGAAUGGGUGGAGGACUGGUGGAGUACCGCGCCGCCCUGUUUGCAUCCAGAGGUUAUGCUAGCCUGUCUCUUGCCUACUUAGGGCACAAAGAUUUGCCUGCCCCUCGAAACCGCAUCAAUGUUGGCGACUCAUAUUUCAAGACAGCAUUCCACCUACUUCAAGAUCAUCCUCAAGUUUGUGCCGACAGAGUCGGGAUCAUCGGCCUCUCCUUUGGAGUCUACCUAACUCUUCGACUUGCCACUCAGCCUGAUAUCAGCCCAUCCUGUUUGAUUUGUAUUAACGGCCCUGUAGGAAGCACCGUCACGCUCUCAGACGCAGAUGGCAGGACUGAACAGUUUGAAAGUGACCAGAAAUAUUGGGUGUUUGAUGAUGACGGUUACGUCAGUUUCAAAGCCCUUUCCCUGCCUGCUAACCUCGCUCCUGAGACGAUAGUAAAGAUAGAGAAGCUCACCUGUCCGUUACUGUGUAUCGUGGGUGAAGAUGACCUGAGCUCUUCAAGCAUAGAGUGCGCAAACCUGAUGGAGGAGACCCUGAGGGCUGCAGGUAAACACCAGCUGUUCACCUGUUUGUCGUAUCCCGGCGCUGGCCACCUGAUUGAACCUCCUUACACACCAAAUUCAAGAGCGUCUCUGUGGAGUGUCAAACCAGUCAAACAGAUCACUCUGUGGGGAGGUCAUCUUGCAUCCCACGCUGCUGCCCAGGAAGACGCCUGGAAGAAGACCCUGGAAUUUCUGGAAACUAACCUGAGAUGUUGACUCUGUGGUGAAUCCAGUUAUUGAGAUAGAAAUCAUGUCAGCAUGAAUGUGACUGUGAAAAGCUGAGCCAGUUUUAUCUGACCUAAAAACUCACAGAUUCAGUCAUUCAUAUUUAGCAGGCUGCAAAUUCUCCAUAAGAGGGAGCUGUCUGGUCACUUAACCUGCAAACCAACACCUCCAGAAGGGAAGGAACCAAAGAUGUUAUGCCGCCAGGUACAACUGUCCUCGCUG